Molecule: messenger RNA, 2387 nt
Organism: Trichoderma virens Gv29-8
Lineage: Eukaryota; Fungi; Ascomycota; Sordariomycetes; Hypocreales; Hypocreaceae
Exons: 3
Coding region: 1-2169 (722 amino acids)
Cellular component (GO): mitochondrion
Source: RefSeq, a predicted model, not a curated record
AUGAGGGACUGGGCAGCCGGACGACGACGACGGUGUCUCGGCGGCUUUGGCUUUGUGCGGGUUGAAGGCAUCGGCGGCCUUUUGGUGCAUCGGGCAUCCGGGCUGCUGCUUGUGAGUUUCUACCGCCUCCCAGGUCUGAUUCUCUCGGGUCGAUCAUACCGGAGGCUCCUUAUUCAAUGGCACGGCCGGGUGUCCCUGAGGAAUCCCGGCCGGAGGGGCAGGCUCGGCCCAGAACCAGCCCAUUCAUUACGUGCUUCAGCUGGUGCAGCUGCAUUAGGCACGGGAGCUUUCAUUCAGCUGGCUCAGACAGAUAAUGGGGGAAGCGAGCAGACAGGCGAGCUUCGCAUGUUGGAAGCAUCCCGAGAUGAGAUUCGGAAAACCAUCGACGGCAACGAUCGAGGGGUAUCCAGGAUUGUACAGGAGAUCCUUCUAUUCUGGGACGUGUAUAUCUGGGAGCCAAUCUGCACCGGAACAAGGUUCUUACACCUCGUGGUUAUCUUCGUGCCCGUCAUCCUUUCGGUCCCCGCCAUCUGGUUUGGGCGACGGCAUCCUGACAAAGAUGGUGAGAGAAGCGGCACCCUGUGGUGGUAUGGAUUCCUUGUGAAAUCCAUGGAGUUGGCUGGGCCUGCAUUUAUCAAGCUCGGUCAGUGGGCAGCGUCGAGAACGGACAUCUUCCCCACGGCCAUGUGCGAUACAAUGUCCAAGCUGCACUCGAAUGCGCCAGCCCAUUCUAUGCGUGUCACUCGGAGAACAGUCGAGGAAGCGUUCAAUGGUCGGAAUUUCGAAGAUAUCUUUGACGAGUUCCACGAAACACCUCUUGGAGUUGGCGCAAUCGCCCAAGUCUACAAGGCAAAGCUCAAACCCGAUCUUGCAGCACCGCAAGAUCUCGGGGCCGUGCCUAAGGAACCACGGCCUCUUUCUCAAAAUGUGAAAGAUCGCGUGAGAACGGUCUUGAAGAGCUCACCCAAUCAGGUCCCAUCAACGUACGUCGCAGUCAAGGUAUUGCACCCCAACGUGGAUCGCAUCGUGCGAAGGGAUUUGAAGAUCAUGGGCUUUUUCGCCACAUUGCUCAAUACCAUCCCGACGAUCGAGUGGCUGUCUCUGCCGGAUGAGGUUUCGCAGUUCGGGGAGAUGAUGAAACUCCAGCUGGACCUGCGAAUCGAGGCCGCCAACUUGGAAACGUUCAGAAAGAACUUUAGGGGUCGAACGACGGCAUCAUUCCCUUUUCCCUAUUCCGAAUUCACCACCCGCAACGUCCUUAUUGAAGAGUUUGCUCAGGGAAUACCCCUAGCAGACUUUAUGGAAAACGGAGGGGGUGUCUUCCAGCAUGACAUUGCUGACGAGGGACUGGACGCGUUUCUCCGGAUGCUGCUUCUAGACAACUUUGUUCAUGCCGACUUGCACCCAGGCAAUAUCAUGGUUCGUUUUUAUCAAUCCGCACAGCCAAAUCUUCGGCUGCGUCGGUCUCGUGAGACACCGCCUACCUCGGAUGAUGACGACCACCUCGAUGUCACAGAACAAGUUCUAGAACGGUUACGCCCGUACCGACGCCGCAAGGACAAAUCAGCGUGGGAGGCCGAGCUGGCCAAAAUUGAUGCGGAGGGGUAUCGUCCGCAGCUCAUCUUCAUAGACACAGGUCUAGUGACGGAACUGAACGCAGUCAAUCGCGAUAAUUUCCUGGCCUUAUUCCGAGCUGUCGCCGAGUUUGACGGCUACAAGGCCGGUCAUCUUAUGUGCGAGCGCUGUCGACAGCCUGAGGCCGUCAUAGACAAGGAAGUCUUUGCUCUCAAAAUGCAGCAUCUCGUCCUCAGUGUGAAAAGCCGCACACUAGCCCUCGGCAACGUCAAAAUCGGCGACAUCCUGCAGGAAGUCCUCUCCAUGGUGCGCAACCAUCACGUCCGCUUGGAGGGCGACUUUGUCAACGUCGUCAUCAGUAUUCUCCUCUUGGAGGGCAUUGGACGCAGCCUCAAUCCCAAUGUCGACCUUCUGAGCAGCUCGCUGCCGAUUCUGAGACAGCUCAGUGCCCAAAGUGGUGCGGCGAUGGCGAAGCACGGCGACUUCUCGAUGAUUAUGCUGUGGAUGGGCCUGGAGACGAGAAAGUUUUUGCAGGCUAGCGUUGACGAUGUUGAACGAUGUGUCAAAUACGAUCUUCUAUCACCCAAUGUAUAAAUAACGAAACGUGCACGCUAUAGAGUAGAGGGCAGAGGAUUUCUUUAGCGAUCCACAGAGCGGCAGCGACAGCUCAUUGUAAAUUCUGUAUAACACUAUUGAAAGGCAUCUUAGAUGAAGUUGUGGAAUGGGGUUUCUGGCAACAUGAAGCUUCUAUAGAAUUUAGGCGAUUCCAGCCAUUUAAUUUUGAUGGCAAUAAAUAUUGAACCUCUCCAGAU